Molecule: messenger RNA, 1838 nt
Organism: Bombina bombina (fire-bellied toad)
Lineage: Eukaryota; Metazoa; Chordata; Amphibia; Anura; Bombinatoridae
Gene: NCF4
Product: neutrophil cytosolic factor 4
Exons: 10
Coding region: 442-1446 (334 amino acids)
Biological process (GO): superoxide anion generation; phagocytosis; respiratory burst
Cellular component (GO): NADPH oxidase complex
Molecular function (GO): protein binding; superoxide-generating NADPH oxidase activator activity; phosphatidylinositol binding
Source: RefSeq, a predicted model, not a curated record
UGUAUAGGAGGGGACAAGAGACAGAAAUCUGUGUCUGUCCCAAUAAAUACAACUGUGGGAGUCUCACUUUCUGUCCCUACUUCCUGUUCUGAGCCUUCUGCUUUUCAGAAACUGUCUGUCUUUCACACUUCUGCUUUUUGUUUCAUUAAAUUGCUUAGCCAGGGGCAUUGCACAAGACCUUGUACAGUUUGUAUGGUGACAUCAGAGCUGUACCCAGGGAUGUGACAAAGACUGUCCCGGUCAUUAUGUAGAAGAUAUUAUGCUGUCUCUGCGUCAGGUUAGAUUGUCCUUUAUAGCUGACUGUUUUGUGAACAGGUUAGAAAAGAUUUCUGUUAACAUCAGACUGUCAUUAGCACAUAGGAAAGUAGCAUUGGACUGUCACUAACAGGCUGGGCACUAGGUGACAUCACACUUUGGAUUCCCACAAAUUGAGCGCAGAUAAUGACUUUACAACGUCAGCUGAGGGGUGAGAGUGACUUUGAGCAGUUGCCAGAGGAUGUUGCUGUGUCCGCGCACAUCGCCGACGCCGAGGAGAGGGGAGGCUUCACUGUGUAUUAUGCAUUUGUUAUUGAAGUUAAAACAAAAGGUGGCGCGAAGUAUUUUAUAUAUCGACGGUACAGCCAGUUCCUUACUCUUCACACCAAGCUAGAAGACCGAUAUGGGCCAGAGCAUGGCAUUGCCCCCUACAUCUGUACACUACCAUCUUUGCCAGGGAAAAUUUUUGUUGGAAAUAAGAAAGAUAUUGCUGAGUCUCGUAUUUCCUCUCUCAGUGCCUAUAUGAAGGCGCUGCUGAGUUACCCUGUCUGGCUCCUAUUAGAUGAAGACCUCCGUAUCUUCUUCUUCCAGACGGUAUCUGACAGUGAACGAGUCCCACGUGCCCUGCGUAGGCUCCGGCCCCAGACUCGGCGCAUAAAGUCAACCUCUGUACACGUUUCAGACAUGGACAGACCUAGAGCAGAGGCACUCUUUGAUUUUAAAAUGAAUAAAACCCCAGAACUGAGUCUCAAGAAAGGAGACCUGGUGUAUCUCCUGAGUCGGGUGAACAGGGAUUGGCUGGAGGGUACAGUGGGCGACCGAACUGGGAUUUUCCCACAGUCCUUUGUGAGAAUAAUCAAAGACCUUGAGCACAACCCAGCAAGCUUCCUACGAUGCUAUUUUCAUGAUGGGGACACAUGCCAGAUCAGGCAAAUCUCAUUAGAGGAGGAUGUGCAGAAACGACCCUCUUAUGAUGAGCUACAUGAUUUAAUAAAAAACCAGUUUCCUGGGGUUAAAGUGGCUCUGAAUAUGUUAGAUUGGGAAGGAGAGCUGAUCCGCCUACAGGACAAUAGCGAUAUGAGGCUGCUUUUCACGCAGGGGAAACGCAAUCCACUGCCUGACAACUACUUCCCAUGGGAACUGCAUGUGACACGUUAUGAUGAUCUGGAUGUGUACAGCACUGGUGCAUGAUGGGAUGUUUGUUGAUGCACAGCUACUGUAUGACAAUAGUGAAGAACAUAGAGAGUUGGAGCUAGUAGAAAAUCACCGCCCAUCAGUUCCUACAUAUGUCUCAAACCCUGUGAGAUAAGCAGUAGUACUUUUAUAUCCAAGCUGCCAUAUGCUCAAUAAAUCCCUACCCCUCCCUGAAGGAGAUAACAGCUAACUGUAAAAACAUAAAACAUUAAUGAGGACAAGCAUGCCCCACAGCCCCCCCCCACCCUCCAAAAAAAAUACACCCAUGUUAGGGUUUGUUUGGUCUCAGUGUAAAUAUAACCGUGACAAACCUUGGCUCACUUUUUCUGAUGUUUAUUUAUCCGUCGUAUUGCUUGGUAAAAAUUAAAGUGAUGAAAAAGUUUUGUGAA